GGUCAUGCUAGCUAACGGAAUUGCUGCACCUGCACAUGAAAACAACAGACAUGCGUGCAUUAUAGAUCAUUGUUGCAGCUCAAGUUUUAAAUGCAAUAUAUACAAACAUUUUAAAAUAUACGUUUGAAUGUCUUAAUUUGGUUAGCAUCUUUGAUGUCAUUAACUUCUUCUGGAACUCUCUGAGUGUGUGUGCAAGGUGUUUGAUAAGAGGUUGUGCGCCCACAUGGGCAGUGUUCUGGCUUUGUCAUCCAGUCCGGGCCGUCAGAACUGGCCUUUCUCCACGGACCCCCCUCCUUCUCACUGGGACGCACACCCUGCUCACUGGGACAGUCCGCCACGCUGGGAGAGGAGAGAUGGCCGCCUACCCAACCCAGGCAGCUUUCACUCUCUCCACAGGAGCUGCAAAGAUGUGUUUCCUCAACAGAUUGAGGGAGUCAAGAUGAUCCUCAAUAAAACUCUGAGCAGCUUCUUCAAGGUCAGUCAUACUCUCCACCUCAGUGCUGUCAGUCCUUCGUACUAUCGUUUCCACGUAGAGCAUCUGCAGUCUGAUGAUUACAGCAAGGACAAGGAUGCACCAGCACUGAUCGGUGAGAUGGAUUCUUCAGGCAGUCUGAAUGCUCACGCUCUGCUGCAUCUCACUGAGCGAGUACGAGCCAGAACAGUGUUCCAGACCCAGCAGUCCCAGUUUGUAACGUGGCAGUUUGAAACUGAGUACAGAGGGAAUGACUUCACUGCUGCUGUGACAGUUGCCAAUCCUGACAUCAUCAGAGAGUCAGUUAUCCUUGUGGCACAUUUCCUUCAGAGUGUGUCUUCUGGGCUGGUUGUAGGAGGGGAGCUGGUUUACCAUCGGGGCAGAGCAGAGGAAGGAGGAAUUCUUACUCUGGCUGGACAGUACUCAAGACCCAACUGGGUGGCGACGCUGAAUGCUGGGAAAGGAGGUGCCCAUGCUAGCUACUAUCAUAGAGCCAACAAACAGAUCCAAGUCGGGGUGGAGUUUGAGGCCAGUACCAGGACACAGGAGACCACAACUUCAUUUGGGUACCAGAUGGAGCUCCCAGAGGCCAACAUGGUCUUUCGAGGUAUGAUAAACAGUCGGUGCAUAAUAGGAGGCGUGUUGGAGAAGCGUUUGACCCCGCUCCCUGCUACCCUGAUUAUGGGGGCCUUUGUAAAUCACCGUGGUGACAAGCUGCAAGUCGGCCUGGGCAUCAACGUGGGAUAAUCGUCCACUAACGUCUGCUGGAGGGACAGCUCGCUGUCAAGACAUCAAUCCAGAGACCUGUUUCAGAGGCAUCAUAAUGGCUGUGACUUCCAGGGUAAAACACUUGAAACACCCGAGUAUCGUGGAUCGUUUGGGUGUUGAAGCUGUACCUCUCAAAAUGGAGCUGAUGUUGUCUGAUUGAAUUAAACAGAUGUGUUUCUGUCCUCUGGAAACCCACCGAGACAACGGACACAGAAAGGGAUCAGCGGCGUCCUGUAAAGUGAAAAUAACUCAAGGUUUUAUACUGUAAGUAGUCAUAAAGAAAUGUAAUUAAUAUAGAUUAUAUUGAAAGAUAAUUGUCUUUCUCAUGUCUUACUCCAUUAACCAUAAUUAUUGUAUACCUGACCUUUCUGCUGACCAUUUUUUAAAGGGAAAACAUUUACUUGUAGAUACAGGAAACACCAAUGACCAAAUUCACCUUAUUCUUUCCCCAUUGGCUUACUUUUUAGUUUUGGAUGAAUCUAAAAAAGAAGUGGUCGGCAGAAAUGUAAAAUCGUUAAAAUCCUGCUCAAAUGCCAGAGGGAUCUUUAAAACUAUGUGUAUGAUUAAGUGAUUGUGUGCACAUCUUGUUUUUGCCAGCAUAUAAAACAGUGUGAGACACCACACAUGAACAAACAGCCUGUUGACUGCAAGAGAAAAGAUGCUGCUCCUUAUGCUAGGCAUUCGAGGCAUUCAAGAGUGGCUGUGCACUGACUCUGUACUGUAUGCAUAUUGAUGAAGGCAUUGAUCUGUAUGCAACCUGCACUACUCACGCUGCUUCUGGGUAUUUCCAGUCCUGUUUAACUUAUGACAUGUUGCUUGAAUAUUAUUUAUACAUUACGUAAUGUAAGCAUAGAAAAAAUGGAAGGGAGUGAUUGUCAUUUUAGACUUAAUUUAUUAAAGAUGUUAUUUCUAACAUAUUUAGUGCUUUUUC
Messenger RNA from Cyclopterus lumpus (lumpfish), 2171 nucleotides. RefSeq lists its product as uncharacterized. Gene Ontology annotation, biological process: protein import into mitochondrial matrix. The coding region runs from base 224 to 1219 and encodes 331 amino acids. Gene Ontology annotation, molecular function: transmembrane protein transporter activity. The record is from RefSeq and is a predicted model, not a curated record. Gene Ontology annotation, cellular component: mitochondrial outer membrane; mitochondrial outer membrane translocase complex. NCBI's taxonomy places the organism in Eukaryota, Metazoa, Chordata, Actinopteri, Perciformes, Cyclopteridae. The transcript has 10 exons.